GCCGCAGGGUGUGAAAGAGCCGCCUGGGCCCGGACUGGUAAUCGCAACCGCAGAGCCACCGCUCGCGCCGCUUUCGGGCAGCUGCGAACUGCCGAGCUGCUGGGCGCCACCGCGGCCGCCCGGAGCGAGCGCCGGGGAGGGAGCAGCGCGCCUUUGUGCGCGCGCUGAGACAGCCCAUUUGAGGAUACCCACAUUAAGGACACGUAUCUCAUUCCCCGAAAUAUCAUGGCCGAGCCAGACUAUAUAGAAGAUGACAAUCCUGAACUAAUUAGGCCUCAGAAACUAGUCAAUCCUGUCAAAACAUCCCGCAACCAUCAAGAUCUUCACAGAGAACUUCUUAUGAAUCAAAAAAGGGGUCUUGCCCCUCAGAAUAAGCCAGAGCUGCAGAAAGUGAUGGAAAAGAGGAAACGAGAUCAAGUAAUAAAACAGAAGGAAGAGGAGGCACAAAAGAAAAAAUCUGACUUGGAAAUAGAACUGUUGAAACGGCAGCAGAAGUUGGAACAGCUUGAAGUUGAGAAGCAGAAAUUGCAAGAAGAGCAAGAAAAUGCCCCAGAAUUUGUGAAGGUUAAAGGCAAUCUCAGGAGAACAGGCCAAGAAGUGGUCCAAGCGCAGGAGUCGUAAACCCAGCCCAUCACACCCAAGCUGUGCGCAGGUGCCUGCUCAGCAGUUCAUCUCAGGGCGAGAAACCCCUGGAGAGAAUCCCAGCCAGCAGAGAAUUGCUACGUUAAAAAGGAUUUGGUUUAGGUUUUCCUACAAUCUAGGUGGAUUAAUUACCUGUGACAGUUGCAGUUCCUAUUCGCCGAACGAGGAUGUUGACCAGCACUUAAGUUGGGAUCACAGACUGUUGUUCAAAGACUUAAAAAAAAAACCACAGUAACAAAGGAAGAGGACACUGGAAUAAAUUUUUGAGAGUUGCACUGCUUAUCUUUUCUUCCAAUCUAAGUUUAGUGGGGCACAGAGCCUUUUUUCUUUUAAAACUUAAAGAAAAUAUGUUUUAUUCUUCCUUUAGUUAUGUUAGACAAUUUAGAUCGCAUAGAAAUAAAUGCAUUUGAUCUGUUACUUCCAAUAUUCGUAGAUUCUGUUUUCAGAAUCUGAAAUUUCCUUCUCCAUACUUUCACCCAAGUUAGAAUUAACACCUGAGAAUGUUAAUGUUGAUAUUGAGCACAGCUACUUUGUUAGCAUGAAGAUUCAGAAACAGAGUGAGAAGGUUUAAAAAUACGUUAAAAAAUAUAUGUAAACAUCCAUCUUGAUCUUAUUUUAGCUCCUUAUGGUUCUCCAAUGCUAGCAUGCACCAUGGUAACAUUGUAGUUCAGAGAAGGCACAUCAUAUAAAUCCAUUUAUUGCUUUGAUAACUGUUAGGGUUUUUGUUUUGUUUUUCAAACAAGCUAAACUAGUCCUUUAUACAAAAUAAUCAUUCUAUCGUUCAGAGAAUAAACGCUAUCCAUAUAACAAACUUCCUUGUCAGAAUAAAGGGUCCAAAUAAUUUGAUUUCUUCCGAGAGCAGUGUGAGGAAAGCUCUGAUUGGGGAGCUAGGCAAGGAGUUCUUUGGGUGUUUUAAUGUGAAACAAAUGUAGAUUGGUCUGAAGGAGACCUAGCUGGAAGAUUUAUAGCAUUUGUACAUUUUGAAUAUUAUUAGAAUCCAAGCUUUGAAGAUUUCUGAUUAAUGAUUACAUAUUACUUUGCCUUUGUUUUUCUUGUGAAGAGAGACUGUUUCUCCACUGUCUUGGUGAUGAUGGUGCCGUUGGCGAUGGUGACACUGAUGACUCCUGGGCUGUGUCUCAGGAACAGCUGAAGUGAAGGGAGGGGCUGCUCAGUGUCUGCAUGCUGGCUGGCGUGCACUUCUACGUGAAGUUUGAAUUAUGAAUAACAGCAAAAUUCUUACCCAAAAUCCAUUUUAUACUGCUGGGAUAGGUGGGGGUACAUUCUACUUGGGUGACUGGAAGAAUUUGUGUGGAUUAUAUUCUCCAGGGAGACAAUUCAGCCAGUCAUUUCUACAUUGCAGACUUCUUACACUUCCACUAAAGGCUAAUAGAGAACUGGAUCCCAAACUUUUAGAUCCUUAAUAAACAUAGUAGAAAUCAGCUUUCUAUGGGAAUGCUGUAGUUUUAUUCAAUAGCAAUUGACAGGCUCACAUUUCAUCCUAAGGUGCACAGGAUCAAAGUAAAUGCAAAGAUAACACUACUAGUUAGACAUGUCGAUUACACCUGAAAUGGAUUACUUCUUUCAUCAGUAAGUAUUAUUUGAAUAAGAUAUGGAUGCUUACAGUAAAAUGAUACUCUAUAAUAGUCUGCCUUUGAAGGAUGGAAUGAUAACUAUUUUGUUCCAUGAUUCUUCCUUUUGAAGAAAGCGUGUUAACUGAUCAUCUUAAAAGUACAUAUCUGAUUGCACAUUGACUAGAGUUCUUUCUUUGUGUAUAUGUACUAAUGAUGUGACUUGUGAAGUGAAGAUUCAGGACUGGCUCAUAGCCUUUUACCUAACCUGAUGGUAAAUCUUAAAUCCUAUGUCCUUGAAGCAACUGCCACUUGGUAGAAUUCCCAAGGGCCCUGACAGGUUCCUUUAGAAGGACCAGUUCUGCUCCUAGAACUUACCUAGAAUUUAUUCUUCACUGGGAAAAAAAGUAAAUGACAAAAGCAUUUCCCUCCCAAUCUCACUCACAAAUCUGCAAAAUUAAUGUGUAGUUAGUAGUACAAGGUCUGGCCAGAAGAAGACGUGUAAAUAGCAUGAGGUGAUGUCUUACAGCCAGACAGUGGGAUGUAUAGGUAGUGAGGCUCUUAAGGGUUCAUAAGCCUGAGUUUCAAAAGGCAUCAGUCUCCCCCACACUUUAAUACUGUGCAGUCCAAACCCCUAGGACUCAUGAAUUUCUGAGCAAUUUUGUGCUUUGAGCCACUUUUUGACAAAAAUGGCUCCAUUUUUCCACUUUGUGGUUUUCUUAAAAUAGUUCAGUGUUUUAUAGUCUCCUGGUAGUAAAGUAAUGUUGCAUUCUAAGCUAUAACAGUUGACUUUAUUCUUCUACUCUGAAAAAUCUUGACUUGUGUGAGUGUAUAUAAUAUAUAUAAAGGGAGCCUUAAUGGAUUUGUUUUCAUAAUUUAAUAUUUUUUGUAUUUGCUCUUGUAUAAUUGUUUUUAAUGGAAAGUAUUACAGAAUUGAGGGUGGAAUUCCUAGAACCAAAGUUAUUCUUAAUAAAAAUCACCACAUGCUUGGACCUUG
Messenger RNA from Manis pentadactyla (Chinese pangolin), 3207 nucleotides. It is a transcript of the gene FAM107B, whose product is annotated as family with sequence similarity 107 member B. The transcript is spliced from 4 exons. NCBI's taxonomy places the organism in Eukaryota, Metazoa, Chordata, Mammalia, Pholidota, Manidae. The record is from RefSeq and is a predicted model, not a curated record. Bases 226 to 621 code for a protein of 131 amino acids.